GAUGCAUGUGAACCAACAGUCACGUACUUUUUCUCUUUUGUAUUGGUUGGCCAGAAAACACGUUUGCCUUUUUACAGUGCUUACCAAGUAAAGUUUGGAAAGGAAACAAGCUGCUUCAUUCUUUAUAAGGGAAAACUGUUAUCUAUCUGCCGAGCUGACGCAACAGGCUAGUUCGCGCCACACACACAAGGAAGCGGGGGCAGAAUAGUAAAAAGGCAACUCUUCCAACGGCCAGUGUUCGUCCGAUCUGGAGGUAAAGUACCAUCUAACACAAUCACCAUGUCACUUAGAAGAAAAGAAGAGGAUUGUGAUGAACUAGAAACAAGAUCACUCGUAUCCAACUACUCCAGAACCAGCAGACAAUCUGUAGCUAAUUCUAUGGCAGUGCAAGCACGGGCUAAAGCAGAAGCUGCACGUGCUGAGUUUGCAUUUGCUCGACAAGAGGCAGAGCUACUAAAACAGCAAGCCAUUCUAAACGCCAGUCUGCAUGAACUGAAAUUAGAAAAGGCAGCGGCGGCUGCAAACGCUGAAGCUUUAAUCUUAGAAGCAGCUGCUGAAGAAUAUGAUUAUGAAUGGUCAAGCCCAAUUAAAAGGAGAGCAAAUGAAAACACAGAGCCUCUAACCCAAGUCGAAAUGCACAAUUCAAAUGCUCAAUUGCAGACUCCUGUUACAAAUCCAGGUCACCAGUCCUAUCAGGGUGAAAAAGCAGCCUGCAUGGUAAAUACAGUCACAGUCUCACCAUCAGAUGCAAAGCCACAGAAAACUUCACAUUCACCAGAGCGCCAGCCUACCAUGGACAGCGGUGAAGUAAACAAAUGUGAAAACCAGGGCCAUGCACAUCUGAGUAAAAGCAGUGACCAUGAAUUUAUUGAGCUGCCUCAACCCCACACACUCACAGGAGAAGACACCUGGAUCCCAAAUCAGGCAACCAGCACUGCACAGAAAAAAUCAUACAGCUACAGAGGGCUCUCCUACAACCUGAAACCAACCAGUGAUGAUUUCCAACCUUCCCAGCCUUACCACACACAGUCAUUCCCUAUGUCCAACACAAGCUCAUCCAGCGCAGUGGCUGCAACAGACCUAGGGAGGUACCUGAUGCGACGUGAGCUGGUGAGUUCGGGCCUGCUGAAGUUUGAGGACAAGGCAGAGAACUACUGGGCCUGGAAGGCAUCUUUCAUCAGCUCCACCGACGACCUAAAACUCUCUCCCAGAGAGGAGCUUGAUCUGCUGUGCAAAUGGCUGGGGCCUUCGUCGUCUGAGCAAGCUAAAAGAAUCAGAGCGGUGCACAUUCACAAUCCACCUUCAGGCCUCAGGAUGUUAUGGCAAAGACUGGAAGAUGUGUAUGGCUCACCAGAGGUGAUUGAAAACGCUCUUCUAGGAAAAGUUGAAGAAUUUCCUAAAAUCUCAGUCAAAGAAAACCACAAGCUAAGAGAACUGGGAGAUAUUCUCAUGGAACUUGAAGCAGCCAGGGCAGAUGGAUUCCUACCUGGUCUUGCAUACCUCAACACCUCCCGUGGAGUAAACCCAAUAGUCCAGAAACUCCCGUCCAACCUGCAAGAGAGGUGGAUUACUGUAGGAUCACGUUACAAGGAUCAGCACAGAGUACCAUAUCCUCCUUUUUCAGUCUUUGUCAACUUUGUCUGUGAACAAGCAAAAACACGCAACGAUCCUAGCUUUGCUAGCAUAACAGAAGCAUGGUGUACAACAAAGACAGAAAAGAGUGUUUUCCAGCCGUCCAGUCAUCACACAAGAACAUCAGUUGCUGUGAGUAGGACUGAAAUCUCAACAAGUGGCGACGAUAACAACACAGCAGCCAGGAAACAUGAUGACCCAGACAAACAGUGUCCACUACAUAACAAGCCUCAUCCAUUGAGAAAAUGUCGUAGCUUCAGAAACAAAACUCUGGAAGAAAGAAAAGCGUAUCUGAAGGAAAAACACAUCUGUUUCAAAUGUUGUGCGUCGUCCACUCAUGUUGCUAAGGACUGUGGGAAGACUGUGCUGUGCCAGGAGUGCAACAGCGACAGACACCCAGCAGCUCUACAUCCAGGUCCUGCUCCAUGGAAAACCGAGGCCCAUGUGAGUACCGUGGAUCACAGCGGGGAGCGGCAGACGCUCGAAGCCAUUCCGUCUGUGACGUCGAAAUGCACGGAAAUCUGUGGAAGUGUGAACACUUCAAAAUCAUGCUCCAAAAUCUGUCUUGCAUUAGUGUAUCCUGCAGGUCAAAGACACCUAGCCAUGAAGACCUACAUUGUUCUUGAUGAGCAGAGCAACAAGUCGCUAGGCAGAACAGAAUUCUUUGAACACUUUGGAAUUCAAGGCACAGGAAAACAAUACACUUUGAAGACGUGCUCAGGAGUGGUGGAUACGGCCGGACGGCGAGCCAGCAACUUCAUGGUGGAGUCAUUAGACGGCAACAUCCACCUUCCUUUGCCUACGCUGAUUGAGUGUGACAUGCUGCCAGACGACAGGUCUGAAAUACCGUCACCAGAUGCAGCCAGACAUCAUCCUCACCUCAAACACUUGGCAGACAAAAUCCCAGUCCUCGACCCAGAAGCGUCCAUCCUCCUUCUCCUCGGAAGAGACCUAAUUCAGGUGCACAAAGUGCGAGAACAAUGUAACGGGCCACACAAAGCACCGUUUGCCCAACGACUCGACCUGGGAUGGCCCAUGCAACAGCAGCUUAACAGUCAGAGAGAAGAUUGA
Gadus chalcogrammus (walleye pollock) is the source of this 2703-nucleotide messenger RNA. RefSeq lists its product as uncharacterized. The transcript is spliced from 3 exons. The record is from RefSeq and is a predicted model, not a curated record. Bases 280 to 2703 code for a protein of 807 amino acids. NCBI's taxonomy places the organism in Eukaryota, Metazoa, Chordata, Actinopteri, Gadiformes, Gadidae.